AUGUUAAUCAGUUUAUACAAUCAUUUAUUUCGUUCAAAAUUACUUCCACAAGCAUCUGAAAUUCUUCGUUGUCAUAUUCGACAACGAAAGUAUCCACCAUGGACAUCUUAUUUUAUAUCUCAAUAUAGUUGUUUGAAUGAUCAAUUUGGUAAAAGUCAUUUUGAAUUUGAUGUUGAUGGGCGAAAUUAUCAUAUAUUACGAACGGGUUGUUUUCCUUAUAUCAAAUAUCAUUGUACACAACGAAUGAAAACAUAUGAUUUAACUUAUGAAAAUCGACUUUAUACUUUUUUUAAGAUAUUUAAUUUAGGUAUACCAACAUUAAUGUAUGGUUUAGCUGCUAUAUUUCUUAUUCGUCAUUAUGAAAUUGUUAAUACAAAACAACAUGGUUCUGUUAAAAUUUAUUUUCUUCUCAAAGAAAAUUAUGGUGCUUCACAUUGA
This is a messenger RNA of Adineta steineri, 438 nucleotides long. The record is from the annotation of a GenBank genome assembly. NCBI's taxonomy places the organism in Eukaryota, Metazoa, Rotifera, Eurotatoria, Adinetida, Adinetidae.